Messenger RNA from Pteronotus mesoamericanus, 1261 nucleotides. It is a transcript of the gene FAM241A, whose product is annotated as family with sequence similarity 241 member A. NCBI's taxonomy places the organism in Eukaryota, Metazoa, Chordata, Mammalia, Chiroptera, Mormoopidae. Gene Ontology annotation, cellular component: intracellular membrane-bounded organelle. The coding region runs from base 1 to 429 and encodes 142 amino acids. The transcript has 2 exons. The record is from RefSeq and is a predicted model, not a curated record.
AUGUGCUCGGCCCGGGAGCUCCAUGGAGGCGGGGGUGGCAGCGACAAGAGCUUUGGCGACGGCGGGGCACGCAACGAGGACGGAGAGGCGCUGGCCGAGCAGGCGGCGGUGGGGACCGAGUGGGAGCCCGGGGCGAGCCCGCGGCAGUGCGGGCGGCGGCGGCCGCCAGAGAAGCUCGAGCAGGAUAGUGAAGAAUCACAGAAUGCGCCUGGCGAUCCUGUUGGAGAUGACUACAAAAAGAUGGGAACGCUUUUUGGUGAAUUGAACAAAGGCCUCAUCAACAUGGGCUUUACUAGGAUGUAUUUUGGAGAACGAAUUGUGGAACCAGUGGUGGUCAUUUUCUUUUGGGUUAUGCUGUGGUUCCUUGGCCUACAAGCCCUUGGACUAGUUGCUGUUCUUUGCCUUGUCAUUAUUUAUGUACAACAUUAAAAUAUGGCUGAAUGAGCUAUUGGUUAACAUUUAGUUGCCAUAUAUAUAAUGAGUAAAGUUAUAUAUUUUACUACAUGAAAGCCAAAAAGUUUGCCUUGUUUCAAAUUGUGUGCUGUUUUGUAAUAUAAGUGAAUGUUGUUUAAAAUAAAACUCAACUCUUGAUUAUAACAGGGUUCAAUAUACAUUUUGUAGCUUAUUCAAAACUUGUUUUAAUAUUAUAAGCUGUGCCCAUGUUUAAAUACUGCUAUUCCCAUGCCAAAUCUUAAAUAACACCACCAAGUGAGCAGGGAAAAUAACAGGAUAUGGAAUUCAAACUGGGCAAUAUAGGUCUUAUAAAGUGAGAUAUUUCCAGAGAAAAACAAUGAAACAAUGAGCUAAAAUGUUUUACUUGGGGAAUUUCUCUCCACCCAUCCCCAUCAAAUAACUCCACAUUAUUUGGGAAAAAAUUUGGAUUCCUAUUGUCCCUGCUCAGCCCAAAGGAAUGUAAAUGAUAAUUACUGUACACUAUCUUACUAUUUUGAUGAAAAUCAGUAAACCUAACACAUCUUCUAAAGAUUGAAAAUAAUACAUUUAUUAUUGCUUGGGACACUUCCCAAGUUAAAUAUAACUUUUUUAAUAAUGAAAUGCUUGGGCCUGGAAUCAUUUUAGUGUAUCAUUUAAUGUUUUAUAUAAUUUCGGUGCUAAUUAUUUUUUGUGAAUUUUUAAAGUCUCAUAAACCAGACCCAUAGUUGUUUGUACCCCAGGAUAAUGCUAUAUUUUCUUGUAUCUGACAAGUUGCAUAUUUUUUUCCUAGAGACAUUUUCCAUUUAUUUUUUUUUAAAAUGUAUAUUUU